Messenger RNA from Anastrepha ludens (Mexican fruit fly), 572 nucleotides. Its product is annotated as bolA-like protein 3. NCBI's taxonomy places the organism in Eukaryota, Metazoa, Arthropoda, Insecta, Diptera, Tephritidae. The transcript has 2 exons. Bases 59 to 355 code for a protein of 98 amino acids. The record is from RefSeq and is a predicted model, not a curated record.
UAGCAUGCCGUAGUGGUCCGUAUCCGCAUUUUCAACUUUUAUCGAAGUUAUCGUCAUAAUGAAUUUAAGACAAGGAAUUCAACUUCUCUUUCCUCGUUUUUCCUCCUCGGUUCAACAGAAUGAGGCUCAGCAGAGAAUUUUGCAACUGUUAUCUGGUAGAUUUCCUCAGGCAAACGUCAAUGUCGUUGAUGUAUCUGGCGGAUGUGGUGCAAUGUUCGAAGUGUUUGUAGAAUCCAAGGAAUUUGAAGGUUUAUCAACAUUAAAGCAACAUAAACUGAUAACGCAAACAUUAAAGGAACAAAUAAAGAACAUGCACGGAGUCCGCAUACAUACAUCCGUCCCCAAAACUAAAUAGCACUAGAACUUAGUUAUCUAAUGCUUUUCCUCGUGAUUACAACACAUUGUUUUGAAGCUUCGUCCCAAAUUAAGAAGCUUUGGAAAAUUGCGAUAAAGGAAUUAAAAUGACAGCGGGUGUCAAAUGCGAAGAGAAUAAUUCAAAUGAAUUUUUGUGAUGAAUAACUUUAGUGAAACAAAUAAAACUCGAAAUUACUGGUCCAUUUCGGAAUAGAUAA